UUUCAUUCAUAUUCCUACAAACACCAACCUAUAUCUAUUUGAAAAGGCCAAAUAUUCAAUUAGGUCAACAUUUCCUUGAGCUUAAUUAUAAUGGCUGCUUCUGCUUCUUCUUCUUUGUCUUCAUCUUCUAAGAAGGAUUCAGUGUACCGCGGAAUCCGGUGCCGAGGAGGGAAAUGGGUAUCCGAGAUCCGAGAGCCGAGAAAGACGACCCGAAUAUGGCUCGGCACCUUUCUGAAGCCGGAGAUGGCUGCGGCAGCCUAUGACGUGGCAGCACUGGCACUCAAGGGUGCAGAAGCACCCUUGAACUUCCCUGCCAUGGUAGGGAAGUAUCCAAUGCCAGCGUCUAGUUCCGCAGCUGACAUCCGCAGCGCUGCCACCGCCGCGGCGCAGCUGAUUAUGGCUGAACUUGCAUCACCAACCAACAAUAAUGCAGUUCAGCCUAAUAUUGAUAAUGAAAACAAUAAUAAUAAUAAUAAUAAUAAUAAUAAUAAUAAUGAUAAUGACAACAAUAACACUAAUAAUGAUAGUGCUGCUCCUUUGUAUGAUGAUGGACCGGUUGAGUUUUUGGACGAAGAAGCAAUUUUCUCCUUGCCGAGUUUGCUGGUCGAUAUGGCAGAGGGAAUGCUGCUUUCUCCACCCAGAAUGAGUCCGUCGUCGCCCGACUCGCCGGAAAAUUAUUCCGGCGGAGGAGACAGUUUGUGGAACUACUAAUAAAUCUUAUUAUUAUUAAUCCCUUUUAUCUUCUAUAUAUUGAAAGUCUUUUUUUUUUUUUUC
Messenger RNA from Arachis duranensis, 774 nucleotides. Its product is annotated as ethylene-responsive transcription factor ERF027-like. Gene Ontology annotation, biological process: regulation of DNA-templated transcription. Bases 91 to 711 code for a protein of 206 amino acids. The record is from RefSeq and is a predicted model, not a curated record. The transcript has a single exon. Gene Ontology annotation, molecular function: DNA binding; DNA-binding transcription factor activity. Lineage: Eukaryota; Viridiplantae; Streptophyta; Magnoliopsida; Fabales; Fabaceae.